Molecule: messenger RNA, 2195 nt
Organism: Nicotiana tabacum (common tobacco)
Lineage: Eukaryota; Viridiplantae; Streptophyta; Magnoliopsida; Solanales; Solanaceae
Source: RefSeq, a predicted model, not a curated record
GAGGGAGGGAGAGAGAGGGAGGGAGAGAGAGGGAGAGAGAGAGAGAGGGAGAGAGGGAAAUGGGGACAGAAAACACAAAAGCAGCAAAUUCAGAGAGACAGUAAAGUAAAGGACCAGCCACUGCGUUGGCCCCAUUAUUGAUAUAUAACUGGCAGCCAUUCCGAAUUUUAAGCCUUUACUUAUUUUGUGUGUUUCUCCUCUUUCUACAGUUACUGGCUAUAGCUUUUCAGUGUUGUGUAUUUCACUCAAUUCACACACACACACACACACAGUGAAUUAUAGGUGGUUUCCGGUAAUGAGUGUCGCCGGAGAAUCUGUGUGACUCUCUGUGUGUGUGCCUGUUUUCACUCUCUCUGUCUACCGUUACUAGCUUAAGGCUUUUCAGUGUUGUGUAUUUCACUCAAUUCACACACACACAGUGAACUAUAGGUGGUUUCCACCUUUCCGGUAAUGGGUAUGGCCGGAGAAUCUGUGUGACUGUGUUUAUCUCUGUCUUCACUCUCGCUUUCUACCAUUACUGGCUUAUAGCUUUUCAGUGUUGUGUAUUUCACUCAAUUCACACACACACACACACACACAGUGAACUAGAGGUGGUUUCUGGUAUGAGUAUGGCCGGAGAAUCUGUGUGACUCUGUGUGUGUGUGUCUGUUUUCACUCGCUCUGUCUACCGUUAAUGGCUAUAGCUUUUCACUGUUGUGAAAUUCACACACACGCACAGUGGAUUUUACAGGAAUAUUAAGUCGCCGGUAAUGGGUAUGGCCGGAGAAUCAUCAUCGUCGUCGUAUUCAGGGAAGCUGAAGAAAGCAGCAAAAAAGAUGUUAGUUCAAACAUGUGGCUCUUUUCGUUGUGGAUACCAAAACCCUCCUUCUCCUGUCCCCGAUAACACCGCCACAACCACCACCACCUCUGCGUUUGCUUAUCCUGAGCUGUUGAAGAAUCAUACUGCUGUAAUUAAACCUUCACAAAUACAUUCUAUUACUAACACACCUUCUAACAAGAAUUUUUGUCCAAUAUGUCUGGAUCCGUUGACCUAUAGCUGCGACAGCAGCCCAGGACAAGCUAUAUUCACAGCGCAAUGCUCUCAUGCUUUUCACUUUGCUUGCAUAUCAUCCAAUAUCCGCCAUGGCAAUGUUACAUGCCCUGUUUGCCGUGCACAUUGGACUCAACUACCUCGGACAUUGAAGAUGGAUUAUUCUGCUCACAACAAUCAAGCUGAUCCCAUUCUCCAGAUUCUUGAUGAAUCAAUUGCUACUUCGCGGGUACAUAGACGUUCCUUUUUGCGCUCUGCUCGCUAUGAUGAUGAUGAUCCAAUCGAGCCUGACCGUACAUCAGAUCUUCACCGUCUGCAUCUGUCUUUGUCACCUAUCACUCACGAAAGCGGGCAGACACCUAUUGUUUCCACAUCCUCUAGGAGAGCUUAUCUCUGCUUAAAAUUGGCACAUCAGCCGGCCACUGACUUAGUCUUAGUUGCAAGCUCAAAUGGACCUCACCUAAGGCUUAUGAAACAAGCCAUGGCAUUGGUGGUAUUUUCACUCCGACCUAUAGACCGCUUGGCUAUUGUUACCUACUCUUCUGCUGCAGCACGUAUCUUCCCCCUCAAGUGUAUGACCUCUUAUGGGAAGCGGACAGCACUACAAGUGAUUGAUCGACUGUUUUAUAUGGGCCAAGCUGAUCCAGUAGAAGGACUCAAGAAAGGAGUAAAGAUACUACGAGAGCGCACCCACCAAAAUCCUCAUUCUUUUAUUCUGCAUCUGUCUGACAAUCCAACAAGAUCUUUCCAUGGGUUUCACUUGGAACUUCCUAUUACAAUCCAUAAGUUUCACGUAGGAUUUGGAUUUGGCACUUCAAAUGGGUUUGUCAUGCACGAGUUUGAGAGAUUUCUUGCUAAAAUAUUGGGUGGUGUGGUUAGAGAAAUUGCAUUGAGGAUUGGGCAGGACUCUAGGAUUAUGAGAAUUGGAGAAUUACGAGGGGGUGAGGUGAGGAGAAUCCCGUUGCUUUUGGAAGAGUUGGACCAGGUCCAUGUGGUGUAUACCUAUAUUGAUUGCAUGAUGGAUGACUCUGUUAAAACAGGGGAAAUUGUAGUCAGAAUUGGUGAUAGAAAAGAACUGACUGAUGCUGUUGACGCUGUUGAGAGCACAGGCGGAAGAAGUAGCAGUGUUGAGAGCUGGGAAUAUCACGAUCCGUUCAUGGCUAGA